Pieris macdunnoughi is the source of this 1119-nucleotide messenger RNA. The record is from the annotation of a GenBank genome assembly. NCBI's taxonomy places the organism in Eukaryota, Metazoa, Arthropoda, Insecta, Lepidoptera, Pieridae.
AUGUGGUCAGUCAGCGCGUUAUUAUGUCUGUUAGUUGCUGGCUGUGUGAAUUCAGAGAACAGCACGCUCAUAGAUGAAGAUGUAUGCGAGGUUGAAGGACCCUUUAGCCUGCUGCUGGAGGAGUGGGCCACUUCGGAGCCGGCAACCCAGAGACAAGGUCGUGUGAUGGCUCUGCCGCCGACAAAAGGCUACUACGUCACAGAAAGAAUUGACGGACCCCUAAUGCCCCCUCCACUACCACCUGGCCCACAAACACACCACAAUUCUGGAAGACCAAUACCGCUUCAACCCAAUUCUCCGUACAACAGUGCACCCCCACAGGGGUACAAAGGACCCUAUGGUUACAAAGAGUGGGACACCUCUCCGCCGGCCAAUGGAAAAAUUGUCAACAAGCCUCCUUAUAAAGACAAAUUUAGACCGAGCUAUGCACCACCGUCUCCUCCAAGACCACAACAGCCCAACUCCAUCGACCGAGUAGACGACCCACCCCGCAAGCAGGUCACAGAAACAGAUUUGUUCUUACUAAGCGCCAUCGAAAAACUCGUGUACCGUGCCGACCUAAUGGAGAAACGCUUGAGGAAACUUGAAGAAACUUUGCACUAUAUUGUCGCUGGAAAUGACCCUAAACCAGAACCCUGCGCCGGUAACUACAGUCGUGUAGGCGGUGUCUGUUACGAGUGGUCAACUGAGCCUGCGGACUGGAAAGGCGCCAGCAUCGCCUGUCGGAAGCAAAAAGCUGCCUUGCUUGAACUGCAACAAGACGCUGAUAAAAGGCAGCUACUCUCCAAACUACUUAGCGAUAAGCAAUUCAAAGGCAAAGACUUCUGGACGGGUGGACUAAACCCUGGCUUACUUUGGAUCUGGUCACACUCAGCUAAGCCAGUCGAGGCUUCCAACUCUAGCAGUAUCGUUGGCGAGGGCCGCUGUCUGGCGCUCGUGUAUGACCCGGCGAUUAACAACUACGUAUAUCGUGGACAGGACUGCGCGCUGAAACAUCGUUACAUAUGCCAAAAGGAAGAAGAUAAAACCAAGCUAAGCAAUGAGGUACAACGAGUCGCGAGGGAACUUCACGUAGAUAGAACAAGAAAGUCCAAACUGCUUUGGGAUGAAUCGAUGUAA